Messenger RNA from Phycodurus eques (leafy seadragon), 1318 nucleotides. RefSeq lists its product as uncharacterized. The transcript has 10 exons. Bases 54 to 1214 code for a protein of 386 amino acids. Gene Ontology annotation, cellular component: nuclear envelope; meiotic nuclear membrane microtubule tethering complex. Gene Ontology annotation, molecular function: protein binding. NCBI's taxonomy places the organism in Eukaryota, Metazoa, Chordata, Actinopteri, Syngnathiformes, Syngnathidae. The record is from RefSeq and is a predicted model, not a curated record.
UCCUCGCGUGUGCGCUCGCGUCUCGGCAAAGUUCAAGUUGGACAAGACUUGAGAUGACGCCGUCCGGCAGCAGACGUCGACGGCGCGCCGAUGUCAUGUCUGGGUCAGACACGCCCCCUUCGCACCGCCGCCACGACGACGACGACGACGACGACGACGUCGCCGCCCGGACCGAAGACCACGCGACCCCGGAGGAGUCGACGGACACCUGGACCCCGCCGGGGUGCGAGCGGCUGGAGAGACGAUGGCUGCUUUGGCACGGCUUCAUGAAGGAACACGGCCACCUGGACGCUUGGCUACGAUUGGCCGAGCACGCCGUGGCCUCCCGCAACUGGAGCCGGGUCACCUACGCCGGAGCCAAGGAUGGCGUCAGGAGGUUAGAGAGGCUGCGGUGCGAGGCAGCAGCUCAUCUGGUUCAUCUGGACACGCUGGCCCAGAGGAACCGGAGCCUCACCUUGCUGUUCCGGGGCGCCAUGCGGACCCGCCUGCUGGAUGCCGCCCGGGACUGCGGACACAGAUGGGACCGCCUCGACGUCGAACUGGAGUCCAUCAGCGGAAGACUCAAGGGUUUGGUGUGCGAGUGGGAGGAGUUUGAGGAGGAGACGGAGGAGUUGGCCGUGUGGUUGGCUGAGAUGGAAGUUCAACUCGUGGAGGUCCAACACGUGACGGGGAACGAGUACGACAAACUCCGACAACUGCAGUCGUUCCAGCGGAGCGUGUGCGCGAAGUGCGCUCGCGUCAACGGCGUGUUGGAGCGCGGCGAGGCGCUGAUCCAGCGCGGCGCGGCGUGCGACGCUCAGCGUGUGGAGCGCCGCCUGCUGGAGCUUCUGCGCCGAUGCGGGCGCGUCUACGACAGCAUCGGACGCGCGCACGCGCGACUCCUCAGCAUGAGGCUGGUCUUUGAGGACGACUUCCUGCUGACUCCGCCUCCAGAUUCCGGCUGUCCGUCCGAGACUUUGUUUGAGGAGGAGGGAGCGCUUGACAAAGUCCACCGGGACCCCCCCGUCGGUCCUAAAGACGGCCGUCGUCGUCCGCCUUCGCCGUCCUCGCCUUUCCACGAGCACUUGGGUCUGGAGUGGGACCCCUCGGUGGACGUGGGACGCUCCGUCUCCUGCGGCGACUUCUCCUACGACGGAGCCAGCGCAGGUCUUCGAGAAACCACGAAGAGGCGGAGCGACAUCGGUUCCCUCGGCUCUGAUGUCAUCAGUAGGUGACCUCAUCAGGCAGGAGGAGGCGCCGCACUUCAGCGCAUCGCCAGCUCUCCCCGACGCAACGAGCACUCCUGCGGACCGCCGGGUCACCUCCGCGCCAGAACACG